This is a messenger RNA of Dujonia railenensis, 6039 nucleotides long. The record is from the annotation of a GenBank genome assembly. Lineage: Eukaryota; Fungi; Ascomycota; Pichiomycetes; Serinales; Debaryomycetaceae.
AUGUCUGGCGAAGAUGAUGGGUUCAACUCCAAGAAUUGGGUGUGGGUCCCAGAUGCUACCAACUUCUUUAACAAGGGUUAUAUUACGGACUACUUAGAAGACGGUAAAUGUAAAGUGACGGUGAUAGACGGCAACCAGGAAGUUAACAAGGUUGUAGAAAGCAGCCAGUUGGAGAACUGUAAUCCUCAGAAGUUCAACAAGUGCAACGACAUGGCAGAAUUGACACAUCUCAACGAGCCGUCGGUGGUGUAUAACUUGUACCUUCGUUACAAUGACGAUAUGAUCUACACGUACUCAGGGUUGUUCCUUGUGGCGAUAAAUCCCUACAAAUCGAUCCCGAUCUAUGACUCGGCCACACUAAAGAAGUUCCACGACCACGAUUUUGAAAAGAAAGAGGAAAACACCUCUAAACCUCCCCCUCAUAUCUACGCUACUGCUGAGGGCACCUAUCGAAAUUUGUUAGAGAACCAGAAGGACCAAAGUAUUCUAGUGACGGGAGAGUCUGGUGCUGGUAAGACCGAAAACACAAAGAAGAUCAUCCAGUAUUUGUCGUCAAUUACUGGGAAUAUCGUAGACAAUCCUCCUUCCAAGGCUUCUACGUCCCAUUCGGGAUUGGCAUCGAUUGACACUAAAAUUCUUCAAGCCAACCCAAUAUUAGAGUCCUUUGGUAACGCCAAGACCAUCAAAAACAACAAUUCGUCAAGAUUCGGGAAAUUCAUUAAAAUCUUUGUGUCGACUAAGGGUUCCAUCACAGGAGCCAAUAUCGAGUACUACUUACUUGAAAAAUCAAGAGUGGUUCACCAAGUAGCUGAUGAAAGGAACUACCAUAUUUUCUACCAGUUCUUAAAGGGAUCUAGCAAGGAAACUUUAGACAAAUACAAACUUUCAUCGUCGAUUAAACUGCAUUCUUAUUUAAAAUUGGCACAAACUGACAUACCCAAAACCGACGACUCGAAGGACUUCAAAUUCCUUGUAGAUGCGUUUGAUAUUAUGGGGUUUGAAAAGGAUGAAACGAAUCAUAUUUUCUCGAUGUUGGCUGUUAUCUUACACUUGGGUAACUUGGAAUUUACCAGUGUCAAGGCAGAACAGGCCAGUUUCACCUCACUGCUGCCCACCCAAAUUAUUUCAGAGUUAUUGGGAAUCAAAAAACUGGAUCUUGUGGAUAAUUUGUUAAAACCAAAAGUCAAGGCUGGAAAAGAAUUCAUAAGCAAGGCCAAAAAGGCUCCUGCGGUAAGAUAUGCAGUUGAUGCAUUCGCCAAAUAUUUGUAUGAGAAGAUCUUCCAAUACAUUAUAAAUAGAAUUAAUGCUAAUUUGAAGGAUGGUGAAGAUGCCGACUCCUCGUUGGAUGGAAAUUUCAUUGGAGUGUUAGAUAUUGCAGGUUUUGAAAUCUUUGAACAAAAUUCAUUCGAACAACUUUGCAUUAAUUAUACAAAUGAAAAAUUGCAACAAUUUUUCAAUCAUCAUUCAUUCAUAUUGGAGCAAAGUGAAUAUUUAAGAGAAGAUAUCCAAUGGGAAUUUAUAGAUUUUGGACAAGAUUUGCAACCUACUAUAGAUUUGAUUGAAACACGGAAGCCAAUGGGUAUAUUUGCCGUGCUAGAUGAAGAAUGCAUGGUACCAAAGUCAAGUGAUAAGAUUUUCAUGGAAAAAUUGGCAUCCAAAUGGGGCAAUGGAGAAAAUAAGAAAUUUCAACAGAAUAAGUAUAAAAGUGGCUUCAUUGUACACCAUUAUGCUGGAAAGGUGGAAUAUAAUGUUGAAAAUUGGUUGCAAAAGAAUACCGAUCCAGUCACUGAAAGCCUUCUCAAGUUGUUUCCUCAAUCAUCAAAUCAGUUUGUACAAGAUUUGUUCAAAGAUGAUGAACAUUUACAACAAGUUAAUGGUGGUAGAAAUGGGAAGUUAAAGACUGCAAGUCAAAAGCAUAAAGACCAAUUGACUAACCUUAUGAAUCAAUUGGGUAAAACUGAGCCUCACUUCGUUCGUUGUAUUUUACCUAAUCUCGAAAAGAAGCCUAAUAAAUUCGACAAGAAGUUAGUUCUCCAUCAAUUGCGUUGCAAUGGUGUCUUGGAAGGAAUUAGAAUAGCAAGAGCUGGUUAUCCAAAUAAAAUGACUUUUGAAGAAUUCUAUCAACGUUAUUCAAUUUUGGAUGUUAAGGAGGUUUUCACUAAAAAUUUGAAAACUAAUUCUGAAUUAAUUAUCAAGCAUAUCAAUUUGGAUGUGGACAGCUAUAAAAUAGGUAUAACGAAGCUAUUCUUCAAGAAUGGUGUUUUGGGUAAAUUGGAAGAAUUGCGUGAUUUAAGUUUGAAGAGUAUUUUCACUCUGUUGCAAAGUGUAAUUAGAGGAAAGUCAACAAGAACCCAUAUCAAAUCUCAAAUUGACCAGAUUCAGGCUUCGCAAUUGAUAGCAAGAAAUUUCCGAACUUUAAACGAAGCGAUGACGAAUAACUUAUGGCUUGAAUUGUUCAUUAAUAUCAAGCCCUUAUUAGAAGACUCGGUUAAGGUUCUCGAUAGUAAAGAAAUUAAUGAAAAAUUGAAGACAUUAAAGAGUCAAUUGAAAGAUACUGAAAAAUUGAAGGAGAAGCUUGAGCAAGAAAACGCAAAAUUGAAAGAACAAAUAACCCACCUUGAAGAUGAUAUAAUCUCUACCAAUCUGAUUCUUCAACAGAGAGACACUAUUGUUGAUCAAAUGAAACAGGAAGAAAAGGACAAGAAGGUCAAGAUUGAUACUAUGCAAAAUGAAAUAAAAGCAAUCAAGAAAGAAAGGGAUCACUUACAAGAUGAGAAGGCCAAAUUAGACAAACAAUUAGAAAAACAUAAGACUCAAUUAGCAACAAAUCUUGAAAAGCUUAAAAGUGUAAAGGAUGAACAUUCUGUUGCAACUAAGCAAUUGGAAAAGCUAACUAGCAAACUUGCUCACCAUGAACAAGAAACAGUAAAGCACAAGGAUGUCAUUGAACAAUUGAUGAAUGAAACUGGAAGCCAUAAAGAAAUUCUUGAGAACUUGAAAAAGGAGCAUGAAGUAGAAAUAUUGAAGAGCACAGAUGAGCUCCAAGCAAACUCUGAGGAGUACGAGAAAAUGAAAAGUGAAUUUGAGAGCACAAUAGAAUCCCAUGAACUGAAAUUGAAAUUAUUGGAAACUCAACUCCAAGAACAAUCCGAAUCUUCAGCUUCAAAUGAAGAGGAAUUGAAACUGAAAUAUGACUCUUUGGUAAGUAAUCACGAAUCAAUUAAGUUAAAACUUAAAAAAUCUGAAAAGGACUAUACCCAGCUACGCGAAGAGCAUUCUAAAAUUACAAAGGAUAGGGAUUCCCUUAGCACCAAGCAUGUUAAAUCAACUUCAGAGCUCCAGACUAAGAUCAAUCUGUUGAAUAGUAAAGUCGAAGAAUUGACUAAGUCACUCGAUACCAUUAAGGCCACAUUAAGAGAUGAGAAAAAGGCAAGUUCAGAGAAGGAUACUCUUCUUUCUACUUUGCAAGGAAAACUCUCUUUCCAUGAAUCUGAAGCUGAAAGGACAAAGUCUGAUAAGUCAAUGACCGAGCGAGAAUUGACCUCCCUUAAGAGUGAACUUGAAAAGCAAGCUGGCAAGGUUUUGCAACUUCAGGCAGAAAAUGAGAAAGUAAAUUCUGAUCAUUCCAAGGCAGUAUCCGACCUACAGUUGCAAAAAUUAAAAGAGCAAGAUAUGAUUUCCAAUCAUGCCAAAGAAGUUGCUAAGUUGGACCAAAUAGAAGCUUUGAAAAGGGAAUUGGUAUCUGUCAAUAGCGAGAAUACUAGCAUAAACUCCUCAUUCCAAAAAUUGAGAGUUGAGUUUGAAGGUUCUAAAAGUACACAAGAUUUAUAUAGUAAGCAGAUCUUAGAUUUGAAAGAAAAGGUCAAGGCCUUAGAAACUGAAAAGCAAUUGAGAGACAAUGAAGAUAAGAAAAAUAAAGAAAACAUUGCUCCACCUAGUGAUCCAAACUUCGUGAAUGAAUUUGCUACAAUUAAAUUGAAAUUGAACGAGCAGAGUGCCACCUUAAGAAAGGAGAAAUUCGAAAAUCAGAAAUUAAGUGAAGAAUUGAAACAACUUAAGAGCAGAAUUGGUCCUGAUGGGCAAUUGAAAAAGCUGAUCAGUAAUGCAAGCGGACAAUACACACCUAACAGGCGCUCUUUUGCAUUAGGUGAACUGAUCAAUAUCGGAACUUUAGGAGAGACGUCAGCAUCAACUGAAAUUGAAUCUCUCAAGCGGAGAAUUCAACAAGAAGAAUCAAAUACUCAAAGAGCGGAAACUUAUGCCAUUGAAUUACAGAAGAAAUUAAACAAGCUUCAAACCACUCGUGGUAUCAGUAACAGUUGGAAUAUUGACUAUGAAAAGAAAUACAAAGAAUCCCAAGAACGAAUUCAAGACUUAGAAGCAAAAUUCCAGGAUUUAAUUUCCCUUGAAGACUCGCCCAAGAGGCUUGCUAAAAGUGAAAGUUUUGGUCGUAGUUCAAUUAUAAACAACACUUUGAAUAAUGCAAAUCAAGAUUUUGUUAAAAUUUAUCAAGACAUAACAAAGACUCUUAAGGUUACCAGAGACGAAUUAACUGCUUCUAAGAGUGAAAUUUUGAGAUUGAAACAUUUAUUGAGGGAGCUGGAGGAUGAAUUGUAUGAAACAAAAAAAUCUUCCUUUAAGUCAUCUGUGACCGAAUACGAAAAUGAGUUGGCUCAGUUAAAGGUGAAGCAUGAAAGCAUCAGAAGUCAAAACGUCGAUUUAAACAGUAAUAUUGAAGUCUAUAAGAGAAGAGCUGAUGAGUACUACGAGAAAUUGGAGCUAGCUGAAUCAGCAAUCAAGAUCUCCAAAAGACAUGAAGAGCAGGCUACUAAAGAAUUAUCUUCUACUAAGACCCAACUCAACCUCGCCAGAGAAGAAAGCAGAGCCACUCAAAUAUUAAUUAAGGAAACCAGACUUGAGAACUCAAAGUUGGAAACUACAAUCAGCGAUAAGGAAUAUUCCAUUCAACAGCUUCAGUAUCAAAUUAAAAAUUUGAAUGACAAGAUAAAUUACUUCACCAAGAAUUAUGAAAAUGUUGAAAAUCAAGAGAAAUUAAAGGAUGAAAUUAGAGAUUUAAGAAAAGACUUAAAUUUCAAGUUAGAAACUGAAACUACUUUGAUUAGGGACAACAAAAAGUUAUCAUUAGACUUGGAAGAGCUUACUGAAGAAAAGAAUCAACUUGAUAUAGAUUUUGAACAACAAGCUAUGAAGUUGGAAGAACUUGAAAUACUGUUUGCUGAAUUGACUAACAAGUGUAGAACUUUGGAAAAUGAAAAGCAACUCAACGAAAGGAAAAUUAACAAUUUUACAAAACAAGUACUUAACUUGAAGGAACUCGUCAAGGAACUCACCGAACAAAAAGAUGGAUUAUUGCAAGACAAAGACAAGUUGGAAGAAGAUUUACUCAAAUUGACACAUACGCAUGAGGAUACUGUAGCCAAGUUAUCACAAACAGAAUCAGAUAUGGCAAUUCUUAGAACACAUUUGGAGAGUCAAAGACAAGAUGCAGAUGAUAUCAGAAGCGAAUUUCGCCAAUCUAAGAUUUCUACAUCUCAUGAUAUACAAGACUAUCUGAAAUUGAAAAAAGAGUUACUUGUAACUAGUGAGGAGAAUGAUUCACUUAAAAAGGUGAAUGUUGAAUUGAGCGGCAAGGUUCAAGUCUUGGAAGAUAAGCUCUAUAGCAAUGAACAAUUGAAGUACUGGGAAACAAAAGUUGAAGGUUUAUCUUUUGAAUUGGACAAAUCUCAUGGAGAAAACUACGAGGCUAACAAGACAAUAAAACUGUUGGAAAGGGAUAUCAAAAAGUUGGAAAUCAGGGUAACUAAUGAAUCACAACUUUCAAAGAAGUACAACGAUGAGAAUUUUGAUUUCCAAAAUAAAGUCAACCAUUAUAAGAGUACCGUUGAUAUUCUACAUGCCGAAAACCUGGAGAAGGAUCUUCAAUUGAAGGCAAGUGAGCGUGAAAAGGAAGAAUUGAAGGAAAAUAUGUUAUUCCUUGAAAAAGAGGUGUUGGAGUUGAGAGCUAGGUUAGGCGUAUAA